UGACCCAUGUCUAAUGAGCUGCCAGCGAAAAGACGGAAGGCAGGGGGAUUUUUCGAUGAUUUGUCGAUCCAUCUCUAUCCCGCAGCAUUGAGUAAGAUUCGCCAAGGCAUCUUUGAGCGUCAGAUACCUCAAAAUGGUGGUCAAUUGGUUUCAAGUCUGCCCAAAUCUGGCCAGAUUCUCGUUCUGAUCGAAGACAAUGCCAUCGAACCAGCUAGACUGCAACAAAUCGUACGGGACUUGUCUCAAAAGCAUCCCAACCCUGAAGCCACCUAUCUAGGAAUGAGUUGGUUGAGCAAAUGUCUGGAAACAGGUCAGCAAUGUCUUUUCGAUGAGUUUGAAUUGAAGGUGAGCGAGCCAAAGCCAAGCGAGUCUAAUUUAGGAAAAAUGACAAAAAAAGAUGAGCACCCAAAAGAGAGUUAUGUAGACCGCAAUCGCCAUAAGUUCGUGUGCGCUCAAUCCUCCUCGGAUGAGGCCACAUCGACCCAUCCGAAUAAGCUAAUCACGGAUGAACUGGAGAAAUUGGCUGGAGCGUACAAGAACUCCAAUGACCAAUGGAGAGCCUUUGGUUAUCAAAAAGCGAUUACAUCCAUCAAAAACUAUCCGAAGGCCAUCACCAAUCGCGAUGAAGCGGCGGCUUUGCCGAACGUUGGCAAGAAGAUGGCCGACAAGAUCAUUGAGAUCAUCGAACAAGGGUCCCUGCAGAAAGUGUCGGAAGUCUGCAAUAAUGAGCGCAUGCAAGUUUUAGCUCUGUUCAAUCGAGUCUGGGGAGCUGGGCCCAAAACGGCCGAGCAGUGGUUCUUAAAAGGUCAUCGAACGCUUGAAGACCUUCAAAAUGACGACAAGUUGACCGCCCAUCAGAAAGUGGGCCUUCGUUUAUUUCAUGAUCUCGACGAGAGAAUGCAAAGAGAAGAGUGUACCGAAAUCUAUGCUCAUGUACAAGCCACGGCCCUGGAGAUCAACCCAAAUUUAGAGGUUGUCGCGUGUGGUUCUUAUCGACGAGGUAAACCCACCUGUGGCGAUUUGGACAUUCUUAUCACGCAUCCCAAACUAGACGACGAUCUCGAGAUCAGUUCCAUUUUCAAUGGACUCCUGAACCGCCUUCGUGCACACAAUUUCCUCACCGACGACCUCUCCAUCAUGAGUGAGGGUCGCCAACGAAAGUAUUUAGGCGUGUGCAAGCUCCUGAAAUCCGGAGCCAAACACCGACGACUCGAUAUCAUCGUGGUCCCAGUCGAAGAACGGGCCACGGCUCUGAUGUACUUCACGGGUUCGGCUCAUUUCAAUCGAUCCAUGCGGUUAUUGGCCAUCAAGAUGGGCAUGUCUUUGUCCGAACACGCCCUAGUCACGGAUGUGGUGCGGGUGAACAAGGAAAAAGCCAACACGGGCACCGUGAUUCCCACACCCACUGAGGCGUCCGUCUUUGAAGCCCUCCAAUUGCCUUAUCGAGCUCCGAAUGAACGAAAUCAUUGAUGACAAGGCUUAGGGGUUAGGUUAGGUUAAGGAAAUAAAUAUACUUGAUGUAAGGUU
Tigriopus californicus is the source of this 1527-nucleotide messenger RNA. Its product is annotated as DNA polymerase lambda-like. The record is from RefSeq and is a predicted model, not a curated record. Gene Ontology annotation, molecular function: DNA-directed DNA polymerase activity; DNA binding. Gene Ontology annotation, biological process: double-strand break repair via nonhomologous end joining. Bases 7 to 1470 code for a protein of 487 amino acids. Gene Ontology annotation, cellular component: nucleus. The transcript is spliced from 3 exons. NCBI's taxonomy places the organism in Eukaryota, Metazoa, Arthropoda, Copepoda, Harpacticoida, Harpacticidae.